This is a messenger RNA of Kwoniella shivajii, 519 nucleotides long. RefSeq names its product ribose 5-phosphate isomerase. The transcript is spliced from 3 exons. The record is from RefSeq and is a predicted model, not a curated record. Gene Ontology annotation, biological process: carbohydrate metabolic process. Bases 1 to 519 code for a protein of 172 amino acids. Gene Ontology annotation, molecular function: isomerase activity. NCBI's taxonomy places the organism in Eukaryota, Fungi, Basidiomycota, Tremellomycetes, Tremellales, Cryptococcaceae.
AUGUACAAAAUGGCUCAACCACCUUACACCAUAGUCUUAGCUUGUGAUGACGCGGGACACGAUUACAAGCUUACUUUAAAAGCGUUACUCGAGGCCGAUAAAAGAGUAAAGGGAGUUAUCGAUGUCGGUGUGAAUAAGAACGAUGAAGGGAAAGUUGAGAAAACUGCUUAUCCACAUGUAGCUGUGGAUGCAGCUAGGAAAAUCAUUAAAGGAGAAGCUGAUAGAGGGUUGUUGGUUUGUGGUACUGGAAUGGGAGUAGCGAUAUCCGCCAAUAAAGUCCCCGGAAUCAGAGCAUCCGUAGCACAUGAUUCUUUCUCAGUAGAAAGAUUAGUCAAAUCGAAUAAUGCUCAAAUAUUAUGUUUGGGUCAAAGAGUCAUAGGUAUAGAAGUCGCUAAGAAAUUAGUUGGGGAAUGGUUAGGUCAUACUUUUGAUCCUGAAAGCGCAAGUAAUGAAAAGGUUAAAAACAUUCAUGAUUAUGAUGGUUAUGAAUAUGAAGCUGUUCCAGGAGGAUGUAGUUAG